AUGCGAGCCCCUCCCCUCUCGACUUAUACGUCUAGCAAUGCGACCGACGUGUCUAGGACAUAUCAAGUUCGUGUAGCCGUCCUGGUUUGCUCGGGAGUCAGUACAGUAGCUUCCUUGCUUGCCCUCUACUGGUUUUGCCGAAUGGAAAAGCGAUUUCGCCAUCAGCUUAUUGUAAUCCUGUUCUUCGGCGGUCUAGUAUCCUCGAUAUGCUAUUUCAUUUUCGGCCUGCUGUCAUCCAUACGUGGGCCGAUCGCCACUCAAACCAUAUCCUGUCAAAUGAGCGGAUUCCUUAUCCAGUAUGGUACCGAGACAUGCGUAGACUACGCUGUAUUUGUGAUUGCAGUUCACAGCGCCUUGCAAGUCUUUAGUCCUUGUCCACCCGCGAGUACAGAUGGCCUGAGGCCUUAUCGCUAUUACGUAUACACUGGAGCCAUCUUCGUUCCAGCACUAAUGUCAGGCCUCGCUUUCGUCAACCCACAUUAUGGCUAUCAGUCACUGGGUGCCUACUGUAUGCUUCCAAUCCGGCCUUUCUGGUAUCGACUGGCUCUUCAAUGGAUUCCGCGAUAUCUGGUUGCACUCAUCAUCUUUGUGCUUGCCACUGCCAUUUACACAUACGUCGGCUGUGCCAUUCGCCGCUAUUCCGAGCACAGCCAGAGUUUCCAGGACUCUCAUCUGACCUCUGGCCUUACAAGCUCGUUUGAGGAUAGGGAUACAGAAUCGCCCCUAUGCACAGUGCCUCGACGCCCCGAGGCGAGUUUCGAGAAGCCGCGUAGGACUCGUCGAGCGUCAUCAGUAGCUCACAAGAUUGUAUCGUCACCGCGUCAGGGAUCGUCCUUGUCAUUUGUAUCUGCAGGGCCCCUUCCUGUUCGUGCGGCUUCCAUUACCCCAGCAAGCAUGUACUCUGUGCCAGACCGAGUGCUGAAGGAUCCUCCACGAAGACCCUCGCUCGCCCUUAUACCUUCAGGCUACACCAUUCAUCAAACCCCCCCUCCAGGACAUGGCCACACUGUCACAGCCCAGCGCCCACACACCACCCCCACGACUAGUGCUCCUGCCCCCGUCUCCACCCAAUCCCCCCAAACCCAGCCCCAACUCGACGACCAAAACCCCGGACCCCUCUCGCCCAUCCUCCCACUCCGGGCCCCCUCGCCCGCCCACCACCACCACCACCACAUGGACCGCCAACGCGCCCGCAUCCACCGUCAACUCCGCCUCCUCUUCAUCUACCCACUCAUCUACACCAUCAUGUGGCUCCUCCCCUUUGCCAUGCACUGCAUGAACUACCGUGACCGCUACGCCCUCUGGCCCGUCUGGGGCGUCCGCCUCAGCUCCAACAUCAUCAUCACCAGCAUCGGCUUCGUCAAUUUCGUCGUCUUCAGCGUGCGCGAGAAGCCGUGGCGGAAAAUUCUAUCAAGCGAUGGCACGUUCUGGGGCAGCUUUGUGGUUUGGAAAGGGAGGCGGGGGCCUGGUGCGAGGGUGGAUAGUUUUGGGACGAGGGGGGCGAGGCGGAGUACGAGUGGGGGGUGGGAGGACAUGGGAGGGAGGGGUCCGGCACCGGGUGCUGGGCCGGGCAGGGCCAUGUUGGAUCAGCCGAGGGCGAGGCUGGAGAUGGAGAGGGAGGAUAGGUUGGAGGCGGCUCGGUUGAAGGUGGAGGCUGGGGAGGGUGGGCAUGGACAGGGACAGGCGCAGGUGAUGGGUGAGGAGGAUGAGGGAAGUGGGAAUGGUAAAGGCAAGGGCAAAGGUACAAGUAAAGACAAGGGCAAGGGCAAGCAAAGAGCAGUGCAGGUAUGA
Plenodomus lingam JN3 is the source of this 1791-nucleotide messenger RNA. NCBI's taxonomy places the organism in Eukaryota, Fungi, Ascomycota, Dothideomycetes, Pleosporales, Leptosphaeriaceae. The record is from RefSeq and is a predicted model, not a curated record.